AUGUUAUUAAAAAAGUGUCUUUCGUUGAUAGUACCAAAGUUAGGCAGCAUACUUGUACUUGCUGCAGUUAUAGAUCAUGAACAAAUAUUGAAAGAUUCAGAAGGUCUAUCCAAAUAUGUGGAUGUUUUUUUCGGAACUGAAGCAGGUGGUAAUGUUUUCCCUGGCCCAACAAGACCAUUUGGUAUGGUCAAGAUGGGGGUUGAUGUUUCUGGGGCUUCUAGUGGUGACGCUUAUUCAGGUUAUGCUCCAGAUGGUUACAUUACAGGUAUUAGUAUGAUGCAUGAAUCAGGUACAGGUGGUGCUCCACAAUAUGGUGUUGUUUCACAACUAGCUUCGGUUGGUGAUGACGUUGAUGUUACAAAAGAUCAAUCUCAAACAAGGCUUUCAAAUAUCUCAGAUGACGCUCAUGUAGGGCUGUACAAGACUCAUUUGGCUAAUGGCGUGAAUGUUACAUUUGCAGCUUCUGAUAGAUCUGGUGUGUUUGAUUAUGAAUUUCCUGCAGAUAUAACACCAAACGUGAUCGUUAAUGCUUCUCAUCAUUUAGUUGCACCUUCUAGACCUUGGUGGACUCAGUACUUUGUCAAUGGCUCAAUUGAGACUAGUAAUGAUGCCUUGAAUAGUUACUCAGGUGAAACAACUAUAAAAGGAGGAUGGGGUGAACAAAAUCCAUGGACCAUAUAUUUCUAUGGUGAAUUUUCUACAAAAGCCAAAAAAAUUAGUUCAUUCCAAGGAAGUAACAAGAGAGAUAACAAUUCAAAAGAAUCAAGCUCCACUCAAGAUGAACAAUUUGGAUUGAUUUUCCAAUUUGAAAAAGGUACACAUGUCCAAAGUAAAGUUGGUAUUUCAUUUUUAUCUAAAGAACAGGCCAAAAAAAAUUUAGAAAAUGAUUUCCCAGAAUCGUCUGAUUUUGAUACUUUGAAAACAGCAAAAGAAACACAAAAGUUAUGGAAUGAAAAAGUUUUCAAUAAAGUUAAAGUAUCAAAUGAAAAUUCAACUUUAACUGGAUUGAUCUAUACAUCUCUAUAUGGAACACAUUUAUUACCUUCAAAUCGUACAGGUGAAAAUCCAAAAUGGAAUACAGGUGAACCUUAUUACGAUGAUUGGUUCACAUUAUGGGAUACAUUCAGAUCAACUAUGCCAUUGUUCAAUGUUUUACAACCAGAAUAUUCUUCUGAAAUGAUAAGAAGUUUGAUUGACAUCUAUAGACAUGAUGGUUAUAUGCCAGAUGGUAGAUCUGCAAAUCAAAAUGGACGUACUCAAGGUGGAAGUAACUCAGAUAUUGUUUUAGGUGAUGCUUUUGUCAAAAAUAUCGAUGGAAUAAAUUGGAAAGAUGGAUAUGAUGCAAUGGUAAAAAAUGCAGAAGUUGAUCCACCUUAUGUUUAUGAUAGUUUUUCAGCGGAUGAUAGUACUAAAGAGGGUCGUGGUGGAUUAUCAGAUUGGAAAUCUAAAGGUUAUAUCUCAAGAAAUUUCAAUAGAUCAGUAACAAGAACAGUUGAAUAUUCAUAUAAUGAUUAUGCCUUAUCAGUUGUUGCUAAAGGGCUGGGCCAUGAUGAUGAUUCUGAAAAAUAUUUAAAGAGAUCUGCUGGAUGGCAAAAUUUAUGGAAUAAGGAAGCUUCAAGCUCAAAAGUUUCUUAUAAAGGUUUUUUACAACCAAAGAAUGGUAAUGGUAGUUGGGCAACUACAAAUUAUGACCCAACUUCAUGUGGUGGCUGUUAUUGGAGUGAUGAUGAAUAUGAAGGAUCACCAAUUGAGUAUGGAUGGGCAGUUCCACAUGAUUUCCAAACCUUAUUCAAAGCUAUUGGAGAUAAUGGUACUGUUAUUAAACGUCUUGAUGAUAUGUUUAAAUUAUACGGCGAAGGUUUCGCAGAUAUUGGUAAUGAGCCAAGUUUUUUAACACCAUAUUUAUACAAUUAUGUUGGAUCUCAAUACAGAACUGCUGAAACAAUCAGAUUUUUGAUUGAUACAAGGUUCUCAAUCGGUCCAAAAGCUCUUCCAGGUAACUCAGAUGCUGGAUCUAUGCAAAGUUGGUUAUUCUUUGGAUUAAUUGGUCUUUAUCCAGUUGCUUCCACAACAACUUAUUUGUUGAGUGUACCAUAUUUAGAAAGGAUUACAUUAGAUGUUGGAAAAGGAGCAAAACUUGAUAUUUUAACAGAGAAUUUCUCACCACAAAAUCGUUAUGUUCAAAGUGUUGAAGUUAAUGGUAAAAAUUGGGAUAAGAACUGGGUAACUCAUGAUGAUUUAUUCAAUAAUGGUGGUUCAAUAAAGUUUAUUUUAGGUUCAGAACCAAAUAAUUGGGAUACAGGGGCAAUUCCUCCUAGUUCAGGGAAUCAUGAUUUAGGAUUGAUUUAA
Hansenula ciferrii is the source of this 2349-nucleotide messenger RNA. RefSeq names its product GH92 family glycosyl hydrolase. Gene Ontology annotation, cellular component: cytosol; nucleus. The coding region runs from base 1 to 2349 and encodes 782 amino acids. Gene Ontology annotation, molecular function: carbohydrate binding; peptide-N4-(N-acetyl-beta-glucosaminyl)asparagine amidase activity. The transcript has a single exon. Gene Ontology annotation, biological process: protein deglycosylation; glycoprotein catabolic process; carbohydrate metabolic process. The record is from RefSeq and is a predicted model, not a curated record. NCBI's taxonomy places the organism in Eukaryota, Fungi, Ascomycota, Saccharomycetes, Phaffomycetales, Wickerhamomycetaceae.